ACAGUUUAACCUACGACAAAGAAACUCUUGAAUGAUUUUGCACAUAUAUAAACCUUGUGCAGCUUCUGCAAUUCAUUCAUUAAUUGAUUGUGUUAGCAGACAUCCAAAACAAUAAUAUUUACAGUAAUGAAGCUAGCAGUUAUCACAGUUCUUGCUACAGCCUACGCUUCUAUGGUUAAUGGAGUGCCUUAUGAUACUUACUGCAACGGAAUAAACGAAGUCUUCUCGACUUGUGGAUGUCCUUCGACGUGCGAUUCCUAUCUGUACGGCGGAUACGAAGGAUGUGGUUCGGGGUGUCAGCGCGGAUGCUUUUGCCGGCCCGGCUACGUUCGCAAUACGGUUGGCGUAUGCAUCGAAGAGGUCCAGUGCACUAGAAGAUCAUACUACCAACAAUCAGUCGAUUACUCUCCCUAUGGAUACUACGGUUAUGACAACGAUCUGUGGUAUUAAUUCAUCAUUUUUACGAGGGACUUAAAAUGAGUGUAUUAAUAAAAUGACUCAGUUGCAGUU
Messenger RNA from Wyeomyia smithii (pitcher-plant mosquito), 510 nucleotides. Its product is annotated as chymotrypsin-elastase inhibitor ixodidin-like. Lineage: Eukaryota; Metazoa; Arthropoda; Insecta; Diptera; Culicidae. The transcript is spliced from 2 exons. Bases 127 to 450 code for a protein of 107 amino acids. The record is from RefSeq and is a predicted model, not a curated record.